AUGCCUCCUAUCAAACAUUAUUCAUCUAGUGAAGUGAAUCAGUAUGAAUUAUCAUCGAGAUUAUUGUCCUUAACUGAAAAUAACACGUCAUAUACUUUAACACAAAUUAAUGGACAAAGAAUUUAUAGGAAGGCUCCUCAUGCUUGGAAUGGACCUGAACCAUCUAGAAGUUGUGAGGUGUUUAUCGGUAGAAUUCCCCACGACUGCUUCGAAGAUACGCUGGUACCUUUAUUCCGACAGGCGGGCGAAUUAUUCGAGUUUCGUCUUAUGAUUAACUUUUCGGGUUGGAAUAGAGGGUACGCAUUCGCGAUGUACACUACGGAUGCUGAAGCGAGUAACGCGAUCAGAAUGUUCAAUAACUAUAUGAUUAGACCGUCAUGGCAAUUGGGCGUGUGCCCGUCGAUCAACAACUGCCGCAUAUUCAUCUCGCGCAUCCCGGCCACGACUGCGUCCGCGGAGAUCGUGCGGCUGCUGUACGCGCUGACGGACGAGGUGCAGGAAGUGCGCAUCCGGCGCUCGGCCGCGUCGUGCGCCGCCAUCGUGGAGUACCGGUCGCACCGCGGCGCCGCCAUGGCGCGCAAGGCGCUGGUGGCGGCGGCCGCGGCGGCCUGGGGCGGCGGCGCGCGCCCCGCCGUCGACUGGUCGCUGCCGCAGUCGCCGCAGCUGCUGCGCCAGUACCGCGAGAUUGGCCGCUGGAGCCCCGAACGUGGCGUGGAGCUGACGCGUGCUCCGGAUGACGGCGCGGGCUCGCCGCCGCCCGCUGCACCGUCCUACACGCUGGAGCCCUGGUCGCAAGCGCGGCGCUUGCGCAUGAUCCACGAGGCGCAGCGCAGCGCCGCCGCGCACAGCGAGUGGUCCAACCGCAUGUCGAACGGCGUGGAGUCGCUGAUGACGUCGAUGUCGUCGCUGAACCUGAACGGCGGGCUGGGCUGGGAGGGCGGCGAGCGCGCGGUGUGGUCGCCGGCGAGCGCGCCGGGCGGGCUGAGCGCCGCGGCCUCGAGCCUGGGCCUCGCCGGCCCGGGGGGCCCGCACCACGCCCUCCACUCCCCGCGCACCCCAUGCUCCCCGCGCACCCCAUGCUCGCCGCCGCGCGACUUCAACCCGUGGACCGCACGCCACCCGCUGUACGAGUUCAUCACUCACAACAAGCAUGAGUGA
This is a messenger RNA of Parnassius mnemosyne (clouded apollo), 1158 nucleotides long. The record is from the annotation of a GenBank genome assembly. NCBI's taxonomy places the organism in Eukaryota, Metazoa, Arthropoda, Insecta, Lepidoptera, Papilionidae.